AUGAUUUUUCGAAAUAUUCUUUCAAAAAAUUUUCCAAACCGACUCCUUUAUAGCUCUUUACAACCGACCAUACGUCCUCAUGAAACAACCGAACAAAAGCGAGCUAGACUGCUUUACCAGUCUAGGAAAAGAGGAAUCUUGGAAACUGAUUUAUUACUUUCGACAUUUGCUAAAAAGUUUCUUAAUGAAUUUACCGAAACAGAAUUAAAAGAAUAUGAUGAAUUAUUAAAUAUGCCUGAUUGGGAUAUUUAUUAUUUUGUAACUGAUAAAAAACCUAUUCCUGAACGUUGGAUAAAGAGUCUGUUGUUUCAAAAAUUAAAAGAGCAUAUUCUUCGCCAAAUGAAAGCUCAAGGGGCAAUUGAGACAAAUAACCCCCAAUGUGCAUCAGCUUUGGAUUAUUUACGAUCUUUGCAACUGGAUCUAAAUCGUUCAAAUACCUAUAUAUGUGGAUGA
Messenger RNA from Cetraspora pellucida, 453 nucleotides. NCBI's taxonomy places the organism in Eukaryota, Fungi, Glomeromycota, Glomeromycetes, Diversisporales, Gigasporaceae. The record is from the annotation of a GenBank genome assembly.